UGGAUUCUUAUUUUGGAAAGCUCAUCUGAAGCUCAGCCAAUGUCUGCGCUUUAUUUUCAUCGCAACCGCUGUCCAGCUUUUUUUUGACGAUUUAGGAGGCGUUUGUCUCAUUUAGACUCUUUCCUUUCUGGGGACCUCGCGGCUGAAUGCAGGAGUUUCUGACAUGACCUACCGGUACCCGGAGCAGCCAGCCACAGUGUCGCGCAUGUCUGAAUAUCGCAGGCGCUGCAGGGGAAGAGUCGUUCACGCAGCAUUUCCAAUUCCUGGGGGCAAUAGACUCUGCCCAGCAGGUACGGCACCACAUCCUACAAUAAUUGCACAUUUGAGAUCUGCGGCGGGAGUGGCGCUUCCUAGUCCCUCAGUCCCUAGUCCCUCAGUCCCAUGCAGGUGCUGCAGAAAGCAGUUGCAUACGGUGCUGCGGCACCCAAACGAAGCCAGAAGCCCUUCGGCAGUCAUGCUCGUCGUCCCUUUCAGCAACCACUGUCUGAUCAGCUAUCCUCCUUCCCGAGCUCUUCUUAUAUCAUCGCAAGUGCGGUCAUGCCCAUAGCUAUCCAAUUUUAGUGCCUGGGCGUUUCUUCGCGUGAAGACGGCCGUCUCCUCUGUAUG
This is a messenger RNA of Truncatella angustata, 606 nucleotides long. RefSeq lists its product as uncharacterized. The transcript has a single exon. Lineage: Eukaryota; Fungi; Ascomycota; Sordariomycetes; Amphisphaeriales; Sporocadaceae. The coding region runs from base 164 to 547 and encodes 127 amino acids. The record is from RefSeq and is a predicted model, not a curated record.